Molecule: messenger RNA, 2267 nt
Organism: Glycine soja
Lineage: Eukaryota; Viridiplantae; Streptophyta; Magnoliopsida; Fabales; Fabaceae
Product: protein DETOXIFICATION 44, chloroplastic
Exons: 13
Coding region: 71-1633 (520 amino acids)
Biological process (GO): transmembrane transport
Cellular component (GO): membrane
Molecular function (GO): xenobiotic transmembrane transporter activity; antiporter activity
Source: RefSeq, a predicted model, not a curated record
UGCUUCGUUUGGCAUUUCCAUAAAUUCCACUCUCAAGAUUCAUAUCUGAUUCUGAAGCUCGAAAUUGAGAAUGGCGUCUUCUCUCUCUACUACCUCUUUUCUCUGCACACACUCUCUGAAAUCCCCAACGCUGAAACCUCUCACAAAGCCUCAUUGCUUCGCUCGUUUUCGUGCUCGAGUUCGAGUUCCACCCAAAGCUUCUUCGCAAAACAACAAUGCCAAUAAUGAUUCUGUUGAAACUCCGUCCCUCCAACCCUCUUCCCCUAAACCACCAUAUAAUUCCUCUUCUUCGCUGCUUCGUCAUUUCAGUAAUGGCUGGUUUAAAUUUGAUGAACUUGGGAUGGAGAUAGUGCUCAUUGCUCUGCCUGCUGCUUUGGCUUUGGCGGCUGAUCCUAUUGCCUCAUUGAUUGACACAGCGUUCGUUGGCCAUAUAGGGGCAGUUGAAUUGGCUGCAGUUGGGGUUUCAGCUUCUGUGUUUAAUCUAGUGUCAAAAGCAUUCAAUGUUCCUUUACUUAAUGUUACUACAUCCUUUGUUGCGGAGGAGCAGGCACUGAUUAGGAAGGAGGAAGAGUCCAUUCUGAGUGAUGAAAAUGGAAAGGACCAAAGCAAGAAGCUCCUUCCUUCAGUAUCAACUUCUUUAGCACUUGCUGCAACUCUUGGAAUUGCUGAAACUGUGGUGCUUACGCUUGGCUCUGGCAUUCUUAUGAAUAUCAUGGGUAUACCUGCUGAUUCUCCGAUGCGUGGACCUGCUGAGCAGUUUCUUACAUUGAGGGCCUUUGGUGCUCCAGCAAUUGUGCUCGCAUUAGCUGCACAAGGCACCUUUCGUGGAUUUUUGGAUACAAAGACACCUCUAUAUGCUGUUGGUGUGGGAAACUUUCUUAAUGCCAUAUUGGAUCCAAUAUUGAUAUUUCUUUUUGGUCUUGGCGUUGGUGGUGCUGCAGUUGCUACCGUUAUCUCUGAAUAUUUAAUAGCUUUCAUUCUGCUAUGGAAAUUGAGUGACAAAGUGCUGCUAAUCCCUUCCGAAUUUGAUGGGAGAAAAUUUUUUAGCUAUCUGAAAUCCGGUGGUCUUGUUUCUGCUAGGACUUUGGCUGUGUUUAUAACUGUGACACUGUCAACAUCCGUGGCAGCUCAGCAGGGCCCUAUACCUAUGGCAGGCCAUCAAAUUUGCAUGCAAGUCUGGUUGUCGGUUUCUUUGCUCAAUGAUGCUUUGGCGCUUGCUGGUCAGGCACUUCUUGCCCGUAAUUACUCCCUGGGAAACUAUGAGCAAGCACGCCUUGUUAUAUAUAGAGUGAUACAGAUUGGUUUAGGAGCAGGAAUCACUUUGUCAAUAAUCUUAUUCUUUGGGUUUGGAGCGUUUUCUAGUUUAUUUAGCACAGAUUCUGAAGUUCUGGAUGUUGCUUGGUCAGGUAUAUGGUUUGUUGCUGGAUCUCAACCAGUGAAUGCUUUGGCAUUUGUUAUUGAUGGGAUUUAUUAUGGGGUAUCAGACUUUGGAUAUGCUGCUUACUCGAUGGUUCUAGUUGGACUAGUUUCUUCAACUUUCCUUCUGGUGGCGGCUCCAGUAGGGCUUCCUGGAGUCUGGACUGGAUUGUUUAUUUUCAUGGCUUUGCGUGUUCUAGCUGGAGUUUGGAGGUGAAGUAUUUAAUUAAUAUGGAAGGUUGAGCAGUAAAAGUGGGCCUUGGGAUACAAUCUGGUAUAGAGAUGGAGCAGAAGAUUGACCAACAUGCAUUCAGUACUCAGAAGUUCCAACAUUCACUCCUCAGGUUAAAAAACCAUUUUCAGAAUGAUCAGAAAAUGAUUCUCUCAAGAGCUCUCUUAUAUGAGGGCACUAAAUUCCUGCAAAGAGAAUCCAGUAUCACUGCAGGACUAUAGUAAAUUAUUGAAAUGUAGCAGCCAAUUACUGCUAACCGAUUGCCAAAAUCUUGCUGAUUCAAGUAUUGAUUGAAUGGCCAAUAGAACAGGGAGGGAGAAAAUUAUUGAAUGACCAGCCUACAGCUUAGAGGGUAGUCUUUUUGACCCUCUGUUUUUUGUUGGAAAUUUGUAUUUAUUAGGAAAUUGCACAAUUUUGUAUAUUUUCAUUGCUAAAGGUAGCUGCAAUGCAUGUAAGAAUAAGUACUCUGACUUGUCCAUUGCAGCUAUUCAAGUUAGUUAGGUGUGUACUGUGUAGUAAUUACAAUUUUUUAAUAGUUUUUUACGUUAAUGGUUAGCAUUAAUCUUAACGCAAUUAACAUUAUUUAUUCAGUAAUUUAUAGUCUGGUAUUUGUUGUUAA